Fundulus heteroclitus (mummichog) is the source of this 4121-nucleotide messenger RNA. It is a transcript of the gene mazb, whose product is annotated as MYC associated zinc finger protein. NCBI's taxonomy places the organism in Eukaryota, Metazoa, Chordata, Actinopteri, Cyprinodontiformes, Fundulidae. Bases 875 to 2323 code for a protein of 482 amino acids. The transcript has 7 exons. The record is from RefSeq and is a predicted model, not a curated record.
AAAAAUUAAACUACCCCUUUAAGAGCAAGUGGGACAUAGCGGUGCGCGAGAAAAAGGAGAGGAGGGGGAGAAGAAAGAGGAAUUAAAAAAGAAAAGGAAGAAAGAGACAGGGAGGGAGGAGGGAGAGCGGGCGAUAAAAAAAGAAAGAUGACAUCCUCGCAGCUGAACGGCCGAGGUGGAGCGGUAGGCUGCGGCCCGGCGAGAGCGCCGCUCGCCGGGGUCAGGGCUUGAAUCCAGCAGCGAGGCUUCGACCGAACACCCGAGCGGCCUACCCGGGGUUCGGAAAUCGGACAAAAAAAAAGCCGACUCCGAUUAUUUUUAAAAACAGCAAAGCAUGACCUGCUUGUUUUUAAGAGAUAUUACAACUCACAUUUGAUCUCUUGCGUUACAGAAAUUACUAAUUUUUACCGCUUUGUUGCGUAUUGCUGAAGAGUAAAAAAAAAAAAAAAAAACUGCACGGUUCGGUUAUUUUUAUUUAUUUUUUAUUGGAUGUUUUCUGGGUUCUCCUCCGUGGCGAGGCUCUUGCGUGUUUAAGCGGUGGUUUGUUGGGGGGGCUUUCUUCCCCCCCGUGGGUGUCGGGAACCAUUGAAGCUAAAGGCCGAAGCUCGGGAGGGAGCAGGCCGUUACUGGGCCGGGCCUCUGCAGCCUGCGCUAGCCCCGGCGGCUCUACCUCAAUGAGAGAACCAGAGCCCGGCACUCGGCUUUGUUCGCGCUUUACGACACAACCCGGGAGCCCAUCGUUGCUGCCGCGGGCCGGGCCUCCGUCCGCGGCCCCAUCACCACCGACGGGCCGAGCCGAGCCAUGCAAAGGCCGCUUUCCGCGACCCCAACCAGGAGCUGACUUCGUAAUCUCCACCGCUGUCUGUGGCGCAAGAUGGACGCUGCUUGGAGCAAUUUUCUCUUCCAGAGUACUCCCACCCAAAACCAAGUGGAGGGGAGCCUCCAAUCAGAGCUCAUGCAAGUGCAUACGAGCUCUCCCCAGACCCCACCCACAGAGCACAUAGCACAGCCUCCUUCCACUGUGGACACCACGGCUCUGAGCGAGGAACCCCUGCCUGAGCCGGUGAAGCCAGCGCCCCGGCCGGCCCGCGCGCAACACAUCUGUGCCAUCUGCAACAAGCAGUUCAAGAACAACUACAACCUGCGGCGGCACCAGUCGGUCCACACCGGGGUACGCAUGAAGGACAGGGCCAGAGUGCAGGCGGAGGGAGCAAAGGAGGGAGUCGCCGGCCAGGUGGUGGCGGCGGCGGCCCCGCCGGCGAUGGCGGUGGGGGCCGGAGGGAGGGCGGAGAGGCCCACUGUUCCCCUCUCCCUGCUGCACCUCUCCGUGUCUCCCCCGCUCGCCCCUCCCGGCUUGCUGGCGGGCGCCCAGCAGCCUCCCCUGGGCGGCCAGGAUGGCGAAGGGGUUGCCAUGCCAAACGUCAUGGCCACUGUUAACCCUCAUGCUCCGCCUCCUGCUGCUGUCGUCAUGGCCACAGGGGCGACAGUACAGCGACCCGCAAACCCCAACCCGAACCCCGUGAAGAAGAACCACGCCUGCGAGACGUGCGGGAAGGCCUUCCGGGACGUCUACCACCUCAACCGGCACCGCCUGUCCCACUCGGACGAGAAGCCCUUCUCCUGCCCCAUCUGCCAGCAGCGCUUCAAGAGGAAGGACCGCAUGAGCCACCACGUGCGCUCCCACCAGGGCGGCGUGGAGAAGCCCUACAUCUGCCCCCACUGCGGCAAAGCUUUCUCCAGGCCUGACCAUCUCAACAGCCACGUCAGGCAGGUGCACUCCUCAGAGCGACCGUUCAAAUGUCCGACCUGUGAGUCCUGCUUUGCCACCAAGGACCGGCUGCGAGCCCACAUGAUCCGUCACGAGGAGAAGGUGCCGUGCCACAUCUGCGGCAAGCUGCUGUCCGCCGCCUACAUCACGGAUCACAUGAGGGUGCACAACCAAUCGCAGCACCACGUCUGCCACCUCUGUAACCGCAGCUUCACCACGCUGACGUACCUCCGCGUCCACGCCCAGAAGCACCACGGCCAGGAGUGGAAGGAGAGCCCCGGCGGCUUCGGCGGCACGGCCUCGGGCGGCGUCCUCGUCUGCCACCUGUGCGGCGUCCAGUGCAAGACGCCCACCCAGCUCCAGGGCCACAUGGGCACCCACAGCACCAGCCAGGCCGCGCCCAGCCCCGUCACCUCCAACGUGGUGGCCAGCAGCUCCGUCUCCCUCAGCGGCAUGGUGACGGCGGCGCCCACCGUCUACGUCACGGGCAACACGGUGGUGGACCUGCUCGUCACGGACUGCUCUAGCAUCGCGGCGCCGCAGUCCCACAGUUAGCAGGAUGGGAUCCGGGAAGCGCGUCGCUUGUAGAUUCGGAUUCGGUUGCUGGUUAUUAUUGUUUUUAUUUUUAUUUUGUUGGGCACUUGAGUUUAAAAAAAGAAAAAAAAAACGGCUUGAAAAAAAGGAGUUUGGCUGCAGAGCUGGAGCAUCAAAGAGGCUGCAGCAGGUUCACCAACACUAAUGACAAACAUGGAUGUGCUGUCCUGAUAUUUCCCAAUGAAGACUCUGGUGAAAGCCUGGUUAUCCCUCCCUCUCUCUCUCUCUCUCUCUCUCUCUCUCUGUCUGAUCUUCCCAUCAACCCUUUAUUUUGGCAUCGGCUGCUCGCUGCGACUGCACCAAGUACUGUAAAUCUCACACCAGCUCUGAUCUUACCUCCAUUUUAGCAACUCGCAUACCGAGAAUACUGAGAGCCCAAAACGGUUCGCGUCGGGACGUUUUUAAGGGGGAGGAAACGAGAGAAACAUUAGAAGGGAAGUUGUGUGUGCGCGUGCGUGUGUGUGUGUAAGUUUGAGCUCCUCUCGCAUGUUUGUUGUGUUUUUUUUAUUUUAAUUUCACAAGACGGAGAUGGGAAACUAGAUUUUAACGCUAGCUAAAUGUGUUUUUACUCUAGACGGAUGUGGAGUUAAUCAGGAGGGAGGAUUCACCUGUAGGGGGAUGUUUGUGCUCAUUUUUUUUCCUAAAGGUACAGAAAUAAUAAUUAAAACAAACAAACAAAAAAAAAAAAAAAACAAGAGUUGUCAUUCAGGAGCAUCAAGCACCUUAAAACUGUCGGACUCGGUUGAGGACGGAGGUUUGGGUUUUCCUCGGGUUGUUUUCGCUCCGAGUCUUCCUCUCUGGGUCUGGCCUUUUACGGAGAAAGAAGAAAAAAAUAAAUAAAACUGCUAGUCAGCACUUCGGCUUCUGAACUACCUUUUUGCAUGAAAACAGAAUAAACCAAGCAAGCUCGGCCAUGUUUAUUGUUAGAGAAUAAAACUUAGCAGUUCCACUAAGUUAGUUAGCUGUAGCUGGUAAUAUUUAUGAAAAAGUUGAUUUUAUUUUUUGUUUUUUUUUUCCACAUAGAUUGCCAUUCGUUUGAGUGCAGCUGUCAUUGCCAUAGUCCCCCUCCCCCCUUUUUUUCACCUUUUCAUUGUAUCUUUUACUUUUUGUUUUCUCUGUGUUUCAGUCCAACGGGUGAAACUUUAUUUAGAUUUAGUCUUUUUAACUCUGCAUAGCACUUGUUUUUCUGCAUCAGUCGUGACGGCCGUCCGUUGUGACGCUUGGGGCUUGAAAAGUCACUUUAAGUCGACGGAAAAAAAGGACAAUAAGAGUCGGUGCAGUUUUCCGUUUUUGUGUUCAUUUCUGACCUUGAAAUCUGUAGUUAUUUGUUUGAAUCUUUCUUUGGAAAAGUGUUUUUCCUGUUGAGAAACAUAGUGAUUAAUUGCGAAUUAAUUUUAGGUUUUCUCCAUUACACUAAAAAAAAAAAAAGAUAAUAAUGAUGAUACCUCUACUCUAGGCUUCUGUACAGCUCUUGUGAUACAUCUUUAAUGCCUUAUCGUACUCAACUGCAUUUUAAUUCUUUUAUGACAAAAUAUUUCAAAUCUUAAUCAUGGAUUCAUUAAGAAUAUUAAGGGGAUGUAUUUAUAUUUAUAUUUUUAUAUUUCUCAACAGUAUGCAUGUCUAAAAAGUUGUUAGAGCAAAAAAAAAUUGAUGCUAAUUAGUCCUUGUUUUUUUUUUUUUUUUUUUUUUUUUGUAGAUCAAGUAGAGAUCAUGUUAUUUUAUAAUUUGGACAGUUUAAAGUAAAAAUAUUAAACAAGAA